Messenger RNA from Orcinus orca (killer whale), 7527 nucleotides. RefSeq names its product SID1 transmembrane family member 1 (gene SIDT1). NCBI's taxonomy places the organism in Eukaryota, Metazoa, Chordata, Mammalia, Artiodactyla, Delphinidae. Bases 4509 to 6131 code for a protein of 540 amino acids. The record is from RefSeq and is a predicted model, not a curated record. Gene Ontology annotation, cellular component: membrane. The transcript has 16 exons.
UGAUUUUUAAGUCACAUGCAGCAGAUUAUUUUUUCUAAUUUUUAUUGGAGUGUAGUUGUUUUACAAUGUUGUGUUAGUUUCUACUGUACAGCAAAGUGAAUCAGCUAUACAUAUACAUGUAUCCCCUCUUUUUUUGGAUCUCCUUCCUAUUUAGGUCACCGCAGAGGACUGAGUAGAGUUCCCUGUGCUAUACAGUAGGUAUGCAGCAGAUGUUUAGUUCUGUGUUUUCUACAGUUAAGUUAGAAAGACACAAAGCGACUCCCUACCCCACCCAGCAGGAGUAUCUCUCCCUCUGCUGGAGGUCUGCUUCUCCUGCCUUCCUUUGACUUUUGUCUUCCUUAAUGUCAACGUGUCUAUUUUUCCAGGCAUCCAGGCAAUUGGUUUUAAUAACAUUCAACAGCCAAUGUAAAGGAAUAUGAAAGAACACCUGCUCUAGUGUCUUUAAAAUGCUAAGUACUACUUUCUAUUUUAUUCAUAAUAUGUUAAAAUGAAAUGUCUUCUCUCUGGAUCUCGGCCUUUUCUCUCUGAUGCUCUCCAGGUUUUGCUCUUAUUUAGGCCUAGUCGAACUUAGAAAGCCCGAUUGGUUGGAUCCGAUAGGUGCUCUGUGAAUGGAUUCUCUGUUCUUUUUAUUGUAUGAGUGAAGUCAUUUUAUCACUGCAAUGACAAUUAAAGGAACUUCAUAUUCAGAAGGGUCUCCUGAACAGUGAAGCCCUGGUAGACAGAGCUGGGACUUGAGCCAAAUCACUGUCCAAGAUCAAGAUGGCUCUGAAAAUUAGCUAAGAGCUAGAGGCACCCUUCAGAUAACAAGCAGAAAUGAAUGAGUGAGCAAAAAAAUAAAUAAAGAUGCAUCCGUUGGAUUCAUGCGGCUGCAGGUGACAGCAAAGUUUAUCUCAAACAUACCUAAACAAUAAAGAGUGUCUCCUCUCCCUGGAAGCUGAGCAGAAGGGUGGGCUUCAGGAUUCACUGAGUCCAGGGGCUCUGGUCCUUUUUCCUGCCAUUCCCUUGACUCUGCUUUGCCCCCAAAGCUGGUAGUGAGAUGGGUUCUCACCUGACAAUGUCCAGAAGGAAGGACUGUUUCAGAAGCACCUAGCAACUUCUCUCAUGUUUCAUUGGCCUAGAGAGGAUCAUACACUUGUUGCUAAACCAGUCACUGCAAAGGAAUCUAUUUACUUACAGAUCAAUCAAGUUUGCUUAUAGAAUUAGGGUGAGGUCAUCUUUUUCUAGGACCAGCGUUUCUCAAACUCAACAUUAUGGACAAUACAGCCAGAAUCAUUCUUUGUUGUUGGGAGCUGCCCUGUACAUUAUAGGAUGUUUAACCGCAUCCUUCACCUCAACCUACUAGAAUUCAGUAAUACACUCCCUCCCUGUGACAACUAAAGUUAUGCCCAGACAUUGUCAAACGUCCUCUUGGGAGCAAAAUGUUCCCCCCACCCCUACCCCCAACCGAGAAUCACUGACUUAAAAAUAUGGGCUUCCAGGCACAGGUGAGGGAGGAUACCCAAACAAAAUCCCAGCUUAGUUAGGAAGUAGGAAAUAGGAAUGUUCACCACAAAGGGCUCUGAAAUCAGGAGGAAGUAAGGAACCUAUGUAAUGCUGAGAGGCUACGGGGAAAGAUGACACAUGACCACUGGUGAGACAAGACCUAGGUUCUUCAAACAAGAGCAGAGAAGAUAAGCUCUACCCUAGGGAGGAACCAGUUAGUGACUCUUAAUCACAUGACACAGAGCACGGAGAAACCAGCCUGUAGCAAGAGACAGAGGCAAGUGAGGGACCUUAUCUGAAAGCUAACGUGAAAGAUUCAGGGGAGGAACCUUUAGAGAGGAGCAAGGAUACAGAAGUGUCUUUGUCUCCCAAGGGCCAGUAUCAGUGUGCCCAAGGGGGCUACAAGAAGUUUAAUGGAGCUUAGCGCUACAGGAAAUGCCCUGGGGGCUAGUGCCUAGAAGAAAUGCUAGGAGCAGCGUUUGAGAAAGGGGACCCCACUAGAUUUGGCAUGCUGUCUGCCGCAAUCAACGUGGAGCUGGAUAUCUGAGGAACUUGGCCUGAUGCUUUCACCCUAGGUAUGCCUGAGAUGGAGGAAAUGGAGCCAGGUCCCUACAACUUGCUAAAUUGUUGGCAGCUCUGUUUUAGUUAUGUAAUGAUAGGAAGGCUGCAUUUGGAAAAUCUGUCGGCUCCCCUGCAUGUGUCUUUCUUCGAUUUGCCUGCAGUUUUUAAAGUUGUGUUUGAAAAAUGUUGACAUUGGCUCCAACUAAACUAAAAAGCAAAGGAAGUUCUUUCAUACUUCAUGGGAUAAAGAAGGAGAUAAGAGGCUGGAGCCCAGGUGAAAUGGAAAUAGUGUUGGUAAAGAGCAGCUUCAGGCUGUGAAGGGACUUUACUACUGCGGUGUGACUGGAUGGACACUGUAUUCUCUAUUCCUCACUUAGCACUUAGGACAGGGGCCUCUGUGGUAAUCUAAAGGGCACUGGGCAAGGCUCUGUGUUCUAAAAACAUGUCCUCCAGUGGCUCUAUCAGUGGAAAAAACCCACAUUUCACAUCACUGUUAAAGAGCCUAUACAGAAAUUCAGUUACCACCUUGAAAGAGAGACAGAUGAAACGUGACUCACAGGCCUCUGGGACCACAUGAGCUGUCACCAUGAACCUGGGUGCAGCCUAAGAGGAGGGUACUUUCUCAAGUGAGGGAGCUUGGUGAACUUGCCAAGUUUGCAGAUUUAAGAACCAAAUGGCCAAUCAGAUCCUUCCCUGGAUGGAGCGAUUACUGAAUCAGCCUCCCAGCAAAGAGCAGGGCCCGGGAGGGAUAAGACAAGCAGCGUGCUGAGUCCAGAGGGGUCAGGGAGCACAGGCCAUCCGCAGGCUCUGUGGCAACAGGUCUCAGACUCUAGUCCUGACUCUCUACUCUGCUUUUUCCCAGCUUUGCCUGCCCGGUUUUUUCUUCUAGAGGAAUUUUACUUUUACGUCCUUCUGCAAAGAUUAGUGGUUUUCUUCAUUUUCUCCUCAACUUUUGAGAUACAGCAUGACACUCGUUGGGAGAGGUAGCCAACUGGCAUAAAAAUGAAAUAUCAUGUCAGCUAGUUCACAGCGUUACUGACUCCCUCUUCCGCUUCCAACCUCCUGAGUCUGGAGACGGAAGCGGGCAGGACAAUUAUAAAUGUGACGUCCCUGAAAGAGCCAAGCAUGCUCAAAAUGAAAUGAAGUUUUUCUCCUCACACGGAGCAAUUAAUAUAAAAGGCAAGCAUGCAAGCGUAUCCUAUUCUAAGUUAGUAAAGCAGACAGAUGGCAAAGGGCCCGCACGCAGAGAAAAACAUACCAGAACAAGUCUCCCCAUUAAGAUGAGCUCAUUCACAACUUUAUAUGUUUGCUUAUUCCCAGCCAGAACAUCUUGGUCUGUCCUAUAAACUGAUAUUUUGUGUUUAAUUCUGCUUUCUAAAUGCCAUACAGUUAAAUAGAAAUAUGGCUUGCCUUCUGGGCGCAUCCAUCAUGUUUGAAGUUUGGGAGGUAAUGCUUCGGUUUUUGCAUUCUAAGAAGGUCUUAGACAUUAGAAACGUUAACAGAAUACCGUUAUCCAUUGUUGACCAGUCUCCUAUUUAAUUGUGCAUAUAGAAGUGCACAGAUUUGUUUUUGUUUUGUUUUUGUGGUACACGGGCCUCUCACUGCUAUGGCCUCUCCCGUUGCGGAGCACAGGCUCCGGACGCGCAGGCUCAGUGGCCAUGGCUCACGGGCCCAGCUGCUCUGUGACAUGUGGGAUCUUCCCAGACCAGGGCACGAACCCGUGUCCCCUGCAUCGGCAGGCGGACUCUCAACCACUGCGCCACCAGGGAAGCCCAGAAGUGCACAGAUUUGAAACAAGAGCACCGCUCAUGAAAAUCUCGAUGCUCUUGUCCAUCACAGAACCAUUGUUGUUGUGGUUGCCUCGAGGUGAAAAGAACUAGCGACUACAUCGAAAUCAGGUCCUGCUCGAUUGCGAGGCAGAGUGCAGAAAUCAUCGAAGUCUGAACAAACCUACACAGCUGGCUUUUUCUUUUUAGUGAAGUUGUCGCUUAACAAAACAGUGAUUGUUUUUGUUUGUUCACUUGCUUUGACUUUAGUUUUUGCCAUUUUUUCUCCUUUGAUCACACACACGAAAACCCUUUGCCUCCUACAGACCAUUUCAACCCCCCGCUGCAGAGGAACUCAAGCGUUCUCCGACGCACGUGUCUACUUCCCAUGCCAGGGGGUUUCCCAGGAACAGAAAAUGCCCAAAAUCCUGGGGUUUAUGAUUUUAGUAUCAUUCUUCGCUUACUAUUUGCACAUGUAAUAUUUGGAAAAGUUUGAGGCGCGUCCUCUUAAAGAAUGUUUUUCUCUCACUGCCAACAACCAUUUGGCAACAGACAUGCCUAUUCUACCUCUGAACUAUCCCCCAAAUAACCCAUAUUCCUGCACAUCCUUAGUUCACGUUGUCAUUAUUUUUUGCUCCAAGGAGUGCAGUAAUUUCCAUCCUGUCAGGGCUCAUCCCGUCUAUAGUUAGGGUACCGUUAAUGACUGUGACAAAUAAACCUCCGAAUUAUAGCCCCUUAAUCACAGAAGUUUAUUUCUGGUGUUUAUGUUCAGCGGUGGCCUUCCUCACAGUGAUUCCAGGACCCAUGCUCCUUUGUUCCUGUGAUUCUGCAACACUGCCAGGCAGGAAUCGGCAACGUUUUUUCUGUAAAGUGCCAAAUGGCUCUGGAAAUACGUCGGUGUCACAUCCCAUUGCUGCCAGCACCCCUGACGAAAGCAAUUAUGGGGCAAUAGAUGAGUCAAGCUCCAGUCCUGGCAGGCAAAUGUCCUCCUCCGAUGGCAGACAGCCAUGCCAGUCAGACACGGACAGCUCCGUGGAGGAAAGUGACUUCGACACCAUGCCAGACAUUGAGAGCGAUAAGAACGUCAUCCGGACCAAGAUGUUCCUUUACCUGUCAGAUCUGUCCAGGAAGGACCGGAGAAUUGUCAGCAAAAAAUAUAAGAUUUAUUUUUGGAACAUCAUUACCAUUGCUGUGUUUUAUGCACUGCCUGUGAUCCAGCUGGUUAUCACCUACCAGACAAUAGUCAAUGUCACUGGUAACCAGGACAUCUGCUACUACAACUUCCUCUGCGCUCACCCCUGGGGUGUCCUGAGUGCCUUCAACAACAUUCUCAGUAACCUGGGCCACAUGCUCCUGGGCUGCCUCUUCCUGCUGAUAGUCUUGCGCCGGGACAUUCUCCAUCGAAGAGCCCUGGAGGCCAAGGACAUCUUUGCCAUGGAGUAUGGGAUUCCCAAACACUUCGGUCUCUUCUAUGCUAUGGGCAUCGCACUGAUGACGGAAGGGGUGCUCAGUGCUUGUUACCAUGUCUGCCCUAAUUACUCCAACUUCCAAUUCGACACCUCCUUCAUGUACAUAAUCGCCGGCCUCUGCAUGCUGAAGCUUUAUCAGACCCGCCACCCAGACAUCAACGCCAGCGCCUACGCUGCUUACAUCUCCUUCGCCCUGGUCAUCACGCUCACCGUCCUUGGAGUGGUGUUUGGGAAAAAUGACCUGUGGUUGUUCUGGGUCAUCUUCUCUGCAAUCCAUAUUCUGGCUUCUCUGGCCCUCAGCACCCAGAUCUACUACAUGGGUCAUUUCAAGAUAGAUUUGGGAAUUUUCCGACGGGCCGCUAUGGUGUUCUACACAGACUGCAUGCGGCAGUGCAGCCGGCCUCUCUAUAUGGACAGAAUGGUAUUGCUCAUUGUGGGGAAUCUGGUUAACUGGUCCUUUGCCCUCUUUGGACUGAUCUAUCGACCCAGGGACUUUGCCUCCUACAUGCUGGGCAUCUUCAUCUGUAACCUGCUGCUCUACCUGACCUUUUAUGUCAUCAUGAAGCUUCGCAGCUCCGAGAAGAUCCUCCUGAUCCCGCUCUUCUGCAUCGUUGCCACCGCUGCGGUGUGGGCUGCUGCCUUGUAUUUUUUCUUCCAGAAUCUCAGCAGCUGGGAGGGAACGCCAGCCGAAUCCCGAGAGAAGAAUCGAGAGUGUAUCCUGCUGGAUUUCUUUGAUGACCAUGACAUCUGGCACUUCCUCUCUGCUACUGCCCUGUUUUUCUCAUUCUUGGUUUUGUUAACCCUGGAUGAUGACCUGGAUGUGGUUCGGAGAGACCAGAUCCCUGUCUUUUAAGCCUCCAGCAUGGAGAGCGGGGAGAGAGAGCAACCAAUCUUGGUGCUGUUUCAUGAAAAAUACAGGGAAUGCAGCAAAGUAACCACUGCCAAAUGCUCCACUCACCCUCUGUUGGGUUGGUUCUGUACACAUUCCCGCAGGGAGGAGAGGAGAUACAGGGGGACCCAAGCCUGCAAGAAGGGAAGCAGAAGGGAGGCAGCAACUGUGGACAGAGUCAAGCCCUUCAGAGUCGAAAAACACCCACCAUCCCCUUCUGUCACUACUCUGAGUUAGACAUGGAAAAAAGCUGCAUCGAAGUUGACCUUGGGACCACUCCCACCCUCACCUGAUAUUCGCCAGCCAUGGGGGGACCAUGCUGCUCUUCGCCCUCCAGCUGCCUCCCCGCCCAGAAACUCCAGGGUGGCCCCCGUGCAUCUCUGUAACAUCUGCUGCUCUAGACAUCCCAAAACACCAGCCCACUUCUCCGAAGUUCUGGAAUGAUGUGAUUCCUUAGAGUCUGGUAGAGGGGUGGCCCCGAGGCCCUACCCAACUGGGAUAGAUGUUUUGUAGCACCAGCUCGUCACCUCCACCAAAGGAAUGCUGUACGCUUCCCCCAGGUUCCUGACCGCAUUAGGAGGACUCUUACAUCAGGCUGGGUCACCCGCUCCUGGCAGGUAACUGUCCCUGAGACCAAGGUGUGGGUGCUUCCCUGUUCCUUGGUGUCCUCAUCUCACCGCUGUGUGUUGACCCCCUGACUCAGGCUCUACCUUCUUGGGAAGGCCACUUCUCCACAGACCAGCUCCAAGGUGGAAGGGGAAAUGGGAAAACUCUUCCAGCAGCAGGAGGCACCAGAGGAAUGACCGACAGCACUAGGAGACUGGUGACAUCAGCAUCAAGCACUCAGGCCUCACGUUAAGGACUUGGGCUCCUGGAGCAGAUUCAGCGAAGGCAAUUAGGCCUCCAAGUCAAAUAGCUCCCUUCUGUGCCUGCAUCACCCUUGGGGAAGAAAUAAGUGUUCUAAGCAGGGGCACUGCUCUCGGGCUCCUGUACAACCGGCCAAGCCCCUCCUCUGCUGCUUUAUGCAGAUCAGGGGCUUUAGACUUUCUCCUGAGUUUCUCUGGAGGCCAGUCUCAGGGUGAACACAUCUCACUCCUCCUCUCCAGUUGCAAAGAGCUCAGCCGGUUUGGGGGCGGGGCGGUUGUCUCUCUGACACACCUGAUUCACAUUCACUCCCCAGGAUGGUGUUGAAACACUCAGUGUCCCACUUCACUCUCUCACUGUCCAGCAGCUCUGCCCCCAGGAAGUCCCAUUUUGACCAAACUCCUGUAUUACCUGCGAUAUGACGUCAUCAGAAAAUUUACAUGCAAAUGUGCAUACACAGAUAUAUUUGCCUGUGAAAUUGAAGUCACCUUCUCAC